GCUACUGAUUAUGAAACUAUGUAUGUACAAACUAUUUAUUACCAUAGAUCGUGUAUAAGUAAAAUUAUGAUUGUUUUUGAUAAAACUGGUGGAAUCACAGUUUCAAAUUAAGGCUAAAGUAUUUUGUGCAUGACUCAGACUACUCAGAUGUGCUCAGACUACUCAUUAAGUUUAGCCGGGUAGAAAUUAAGCAAAAAUGAUACGAAAAAGUUACAAGAGUGUUGAUAAUCCUAAGAUUAUCAUGCGACAUAUACAUGCACUUAAUUUUUUUUGCUGGAUCCAAUAAUUUAGAAUUAUUUUUGCAUAAAUAGUAUGAACAAAUAAGGAAAUAUGUAUGUAUAUCAAUAUAUAGCGCAUGUACAUAAAACUCAUGGAAUGAUCUAGAACUCUUAUAAUAAUGUACAUAGGCAUGUGCAUAAGUACAUGUUUUUACAUGAAACUGUGCGCAUCCUCCUGACACCGGAUAGAAGUCCAUCAUUCGUAUCCUUAGUCAUUGAGGAAAUCUACUAAACAUUGCAGACUUAAAUAGCAUGACGAAUAUUGUUAACAUUUUGUAAUUAAGUCAAUAUUAUAUAAUUUCAGAAUGUGUCAUUUAUUGCAGGACUAUCAGUAAAACUUAAAAUUGAUGCACAUACAUAUUUAUCUGUAUCAUAAAUAUUACCUACUUAUGUGCAUGAAUCCCCAUAUUAAACUAUGCCAUGUUUUCAGCUAUCACAUUAAUCCUUGAUUAAACAUCAGCCUGCAAUCCGAUGGUGAAUCAUUUACUCAUAAUGUAAAUACUGAUAAAUGGGCUAUUUAAGUCCAAUACAUGUGUUUUAGCAAACAUUAACAAAUUCAUCCCCCCUGGAUACUAUCCAGACUAUUUUAUAUCGUCUAAAGAAAUAAAGUUCAUAGGUAACCCACCACGUGACAAUUUUUAAAAAUCUUUAAUAAAAUGGCAAUUCCGUCGGUUUCUACGAAAACACAAUUUCCAAAUGUAAAAUAUAUCUGGAAGUCUGUAGGGAUUUCAAUUUUUUUUGGUUUGAUUACCUUCUCUAUUUUAAUUUUUAAACUUGAUAUCAACUGGGUCUUCUGCAUCUUGAUAAGCUUUGUACUGACGAUGCUGAUUUCUGUAGCUGUACACUUUUCCAGAACUUUUAAAUAUGUAAUGGUCCUUUCAAUUAUUAAACUUGUCGGCCCUCAGAGUCGCCUCGUCUUGAUGUCCAUAGUGACCGGACUGAUAAUUGCCGGUCCGACUGUUUCUAUAAUGCACAAUCUUCAAGAAGUCCACCGAACUGCGCAAUGCGUUGGUGACAUUGUGAGGAAUCAUUCCGAAGAAAUGCAAUCUGCAUAUUCUCACGCUUACAAAGAUAUGUCAACCACGAUACAAGAAUCCUUGAGCGUUUGGGUAGGGUUAAGCGGCAAAAUUGAAAAUGCGUUGGAACCAGCUCGAAAAGCUAUCGACACCGCGGUGGCAACCAUAGAAAACUUUGGAAAAGAUGCUGAUCGAAUUAGAGGGGAAUGUGAAAAUGCAGUGUCUGGUGUUGGAAAAAAAUGCAGAGACGAUACAAAUCGGGCCUAUAACGACUGUCGUAAUAAAGUUCCUUCCAUGUUUAAGUGGGUGUGCGAAACCGUUAACGUUGGCGAGCAGAGUUGUUCUGCUUUCUCAAUUUCCAGUGGAAUAUGUGCACCUUUGCGACUUGGAGGAUACGUCGGAGUUGGGAUACCAACUGUGAUUAAUGCCUUUAAAAAUGUCGUUGAUAUCGUCAAACUUUCCAUAAAGCCUAAAACUAAAAUAGACACGGGAAUUGACAUAGAUAGUGGAAACUUGACCGAGGUCGUAUCCGAAAUUCGGCAUGGCAUAGAAAAUAAGUGGGAUAAAGUUAUGCUGGUUAUAAAAAUUGUUCAAGCUUUGUUAACCAUUCCAAUUUUGCUGGUCCCACUGCUGGCUUUAAAAUACUUACGAAAGGCUUCCCAAGAAAGGGAAAAAGGUGAACAGGCUUUUCGGAAAUUUUUAAGAAAAGAUGUUAAAAAGGAGAGAGCAAACAUCGUGCCGAGCUUAUUUCUUAUCUUGACGCACAUUCUGCUCACCUUGACAGUUUUUGGCUUUGACUAUUUGCUGCAUUGGAGUCAAAAUAUUGUUGGGGAAUUUGGUGGUUCAACGGUGAGUGUGACGGGAUCACUCCAGUUUGAGAUUGAUGUUAAUGCUGGGGUCAUUUUGCAGCCUUUUGUCAACCUAUUUUUACAAACGAUUAGCCAAGAGAGAAGCUACACGUUGCAAAAAUCAAGUGUGGUAUGCCUCCCAAAUCCGGUGCAGUCCAGUGGGAUGAGGGAUAUGUGUUUUGUUGGCGUUUUGUACGUGGUGAUCUUGUUUUCUGUCGUGUUUCAGAUCAUUGUUGUGAAUCUGAAGGAAAAGAUUGUCUCGAGUUAUUUACUGAUAAAUGAAGUUGAAGGGCAGAGUACGAAUAUGGUUGGUGAAGAAGAGUACAAGAAACUUAAUAAUUUAGGGGUGGAACAGAUUAAUAAGUGUGUUGACGGAAUUGAAUAUUCUAGAGUGGAAGGAGAGCUGAAGAUUAAUGUGAAGGAGCUUAAUAAGCUGAAUCGAAGUCAUAAUGAAGGAUAUUAAAUAUGUAUGUAGAUUCUUAACUAGAUAUGCAUAUGUUAUUUGGAUUCUAAUUUAGAUAAGUUGAUAUUUUUUGUACCAUGCCGAGCGCACUUGUUAUUUUCAAAUUCACACUUUUCUAUUCUUCGUAUAGGGAAUCGUUUUAAUUAAAAUAUGAACUUAAUCUGUACUUAACAUACGAGUUAUGCACAUACGUAUUCUAUCUGUGAAUUUUAAUUUUUGAUAUAAAAAUAAUUUAUAACUUCUGUCCAUCCUUUCGUUAUUUAUGCAUUAAAGUGUUGAGAAACCGGACAAUUUGAUCAAAAUCUAUUACAUAUUGCUACAUACAUACCUCGCUGUUCUUUUUUACCUUUACUCAUGAUUCAUAGCAUGGUCGAUUUGAUAAAAUUGUGUCA
Folsomia candida is the source of this 2997-nucleotide messenger RNA. RefSeq lists its product as uncharacterized. Lineage: Eukaryota; Metazoa; Arthropoda; Collembola; Entomobryomorpha; Isotomidae. Gene Ontology annotation, cellular component: membrane. Bases 935 to 2605 code for a protein of 556 amino acids. The transcript is spliced from 3 exons. The record is from RefSeq and is a predicted model, not a curated record.